UCUAGUAAUACUACAUAAAGCAACACGAGUGAAAGCUUCAGCAUCCCAAUUGACUAUGAGCGGAGCUCUGAAAAUGGCGACUGACUCUCAAGCAUACUUAGAAGGUGACAAGGUUAAAGAAACCAAGUCCUUAAUCGCCGAACUCUGCCGUCAUUUUUACAACCAGGGCUGGGUUGGGGGCACCGGCGGCAGCAUCACCAUUAAAGUCCACGAUGAAUCUAUUCCCAAAGCCCAACAACUUAUCGUCAUGUCCCCUUCCGGGGUGCAAAAGGAAAGGAUGGUGGAAGAGGAUAUGUAUGUGAUGUCAUCAGAUGGGUCUAUUUUAACUGCGCCGGUGGCUAAACCUCCUCCCCACAAAUUUCCCAAGUGUUCUGAUUGUGCUCCUCUUUUUAUGAAGGCAUAUGAGAUGCGUAAUGCUGGUGCCGUUAUCCACAGUCAUGGAAUGGAAUCCUGCCUUGUAACAAUGCUUAAUCCACUAGCAAAAGAAUUUCGGAUCACUCAUAUGGAAAUGAUAAAAGGAAUUCAAGGGCAUGGUUACUAUGACGAACUUGUGGUUCCUAUCAUAGAGAACACUGCAUAUGAGAGAGAACUCACAGAAUCUCUUACUGAAGCUAUCAAAGCUUACCCAAAAGCAACAGCCGUGCUGGUCCGCAACCAUGGUAUAUAUGUGUGGGGAGAUUCUUGGAUCAGUGCUAAAACACAGGCUGAGUGCUACCACUACCUCUUUGAUGCUGCUAUUAAACUUCAUCAAUUAGGACUUGACUGGACAACACCAGCUCAUGGUCCCAUUCAUAACCCCAAUGGUCCUUUUGUUGGCAUCCAGAAUGCCAAAAUAUCUGCAAAAGCAGGUACUCUUGCUUCAAAUGGCAGCAGCAUUGAACCAUCAAGGCGGUGCAUCAUUUUGGAUAUAGAAGGAACCACUACCCCAAUAACAUUUGUUACUGAUGUUCUGUUCCCUUAUGCACGUGAUAAUGUGGGGAGACAUUUGGAUGCUACAUAUGGCUCAGCAGAAACUCAACAGGAUAUUAAGUUAUUACGUGCUCAAGUGCAACAAGACCUAGAAAAUGGUGUUGCUGGUGCUGUGCAUAUCCCGUCUGAAGAUGCUGGGAAGAUGGAAGUACUUGCAGCUUUGGUUGCUAAUGUAGAGGCAAUGAUUAAAGCGGACCGAAAGAUUAUUGCAUUGAAGGAGUUACAGGGACAUAUAUGGCAAACUGGGUUUGAGAAUAAUGAGUUAGAGGGACUUGUUUUUGAUGAUGUGCCUCAAGCUCUUGAGAAAUGGACCUCUUUAGGCUUCAAGGUAUACAUAUACUCAAGUGGCAGCAGAUUGGCACAGAGACUUUUGUUUGGUCACACAAAACAUGGAGACCUGAGAAAUUAUCUCUGUGGAUUUUUCGAUACAACAGUGGGAAACAAGAGAGAAACAAAAAGUUACCAAGAAAUUACAGCAUCGUUGGGAGUAGAUAAUCCAUCAGAGAUAUUGUUUUUGACAGAUGUCUAUCAAGAAGCAACAGCUGCAAAGGCAGCAGGUUUGGAAGUGAUAAUCUCUGUCAGACCAGGAAACGGACCUCUCCCGGAUAAUCACGGGUUCAGGACAAUCCGAUCAUUUUCAGAGAUCUGAAGAUGGAAUGUGUCAUCCUGUAACAUUUUCCAUGUAUGGUGUAACAUAUCAUAAUAAAAGAAAGUUGGGGGUAGGUCCAUGUUUCUCUAGCAAAAAUUAAUAGAGUUGCUUGAGUCAUACUGCUGCUCUUACCUUUCACAAAUGGGGUGGGGGUGGGGGGUGGGGGUGUCCAUUUGCGUGUUGCAACCUUAGGAUUAGUGUCAACUAGUUUCCUCUUUUCUGUUGUAUUGAGAUGGUAUUAAGUUAACUUAUGAGAACAAUUUCCGGAGAUCGACGUUUUUAGUUCCAUUUCCAAAGAGAUGGCUGGAGUGGAACCUCGCUCCUCAUUUCUAAAUAAGGUAGCUUGCUGGUUUUUCCCUCGGUUAAUGUAUAGAAAAUUGAAUGAAAACUGGCGAAAAAGAAGUAUGCUGAGGAACAAAAUUCUCAAUC
Molecule: messenger RNA, 2047 nt
Organism: Nicotiana tabacum (common tobacco)
Lineage: Eukaryota; Viridiplantae; Streptophyta; Magnoliopsida; Solanales; Solanaceae
Product: putative bifunctional methylthioribulose-1-phosphate dehydratase/enolase-phosphatase E1 1
Cellular component (GO): cytoplasm
Molecular function (GO): magnesium ion binding; acireductone synthase activity
Source: RefSeq, a predicted model, not a curated record